Mercenaria mercenaria is the source of this 1983-nucleotide messenger RNA. RefSeq lists its product as uncharacterized. Lineage: Eukaryota; Metazoa; Mollusca; Bivalvia; Venerida; Veneridae. The coding region runs from base 40 to 1242 and encodes 400 amino acids. The record is from RefSeq and is a predicted model, not a curated record. The transcript is spliced from 3 exons.
UCUUACCUGUACUAGUACGUGGGGAACCAGACUAAAAAGAUGGCGGAAAGAGACGCAAAAAGAUUGAAAACUCAAAAGGAUGGAAGUCCGCGAAUUUUCAAAACUUUCAAAAGGGAUUGUGUCAAAAGCACCGAUCUUCUUUUAUCAGCAGUUUCCGCAUUAGAAAGAGGUUUGGAAGGCUUGUCCUUCGCAAUGUUGAAGGUGGAUACGUCAAAUGCGCAAAAACAGCAUUCUUUUGUUGACGUUUCUAUCGAAUACAGCCCUUGGAAUAUGUUUGGUGAUGAGGAACCACAUUCAGGCUGUAAUAUUGGAGCGCUUUUUUCAGAUGGCUUGGAAGUUCUAAAGAGUUAUGCGGACAUGGAUUCCCCUAAGGUGCCCAAAUUAAAUCUAGUUCAAAGGACAGCAUUACAAAAUCUACUAGAGUUUUUGUCCAAAAAAAUAGAUCAUGAAACUUUAUUUGAAGAAAUAAGUUCUGAAGAACAUUGGUGUGUUGUACUUGCCCAACAUCUUUUAUCAAAGCUGGCAGUUAGUAGUGAAUACACUAUUGCAUCAUACCCUGGAUUAAGAAUUGGUGAUACAAAAUGUAUGUGCAAGCAAAAUGAUGAUUUGGUUGGGGUUAUAGGAGAUACUAGCUUUGGCUUAGAGAAUGGAUGGCAUGGAAAUACUGACAUAAUAUUUGAAGGAGCUGAUGUUCAAGUAGCUUGCAUGAGAGAUGAAGAAGACCAAGACGACUUAUCGGUUUCCUCUAUGGAAAUGGAAGCAUCUGAUUUUAACUUCAAGGAUUUCAAACAGAUUGUUGCUCAAACGAUUGUUUUUUCGUUUUUGCAGAAAAAAACUUGCGGAAAUAAGUUGAAAAAUAGUUUAAUACCAGGGAUAGGAAUGUCCAAAAAGAAAUUAAUAGUUGUUUUUUAUGAUGCAGAAAAUGACAUACUACUUUCAACAAAACCAAUACUACUUUUUGGUGAUAAAGAAAUUGUCUAUAGCGCUCUUGUAUUUCUUUGGCUUACACUUAACUAUAAAGAGUUCUGUACAGGAAUACCCGAUGCCCUGAAAGAGUUUAAAGCAAGCUUCUUACCUGAUCCUGUUUUACAUCAAAUGUAUAUUGAGAGGGUAGAAAGACCUCUGCACAUAGAUCAUACAAAAGAAGAGAAAGCGUUUCCUUGGUCCGACAAAAAUGUAAGAACUGUGGUAGGUAAAAAGCCAGAGGUAGUAUUAUCAGACUUAUCCGAAGACGAAAGCUGAUUUUUAGCUCGACUUUCCGAAGAAAAAGUAGAGCUAUUGUACUCGUCCCCGCGUCGACGUCGCCGUUGCUUAAAGUUUUUGAUAAAGUCUCUGUUACUAUCAAAGCUAUUGACUUGAAAUUUAAAGUAGUUGUUUACUAUCAAAGUCUUCACCAGGAGAAACAAUCCCCAUAACUCUGAUUUGAAUUUUGACAGAAUAAUGCCCCUUUUUAACUUAGAAUUUCUGGUUAAAGUUUUUGAUAAAGUCAAAUAUCUCUGUUACUAUGAAAGCUAUUGACUUUAAACUUAAAAUACUUAUUUACCAUCAAAGUCUACACCAGGACAACAAUCCUCAUAACACUGAUUUGAAUUUUGACAGAAUUAUGCCCCUUUUUAACAUAGAAUUUUUUGUUAAAAUUUUUGAUAAAGUAUCUCUGUUACUAUUAAAGCUUUUGACUUGAAACUCAAAUUAAUUAUUUACUAUCUAAAUCUGCACCAGGAGACACAAUUCCAAUAACUCUGAUUUGAAUUUUGACAAAGUUAACUUGGAUUUUUUUUUUGCUGGCAAAGCUCUAAUUCAGAGUCAAGCACUGAGAAGUCGAGCGCGCUGUCUUACGAACAGCUCUUGUUAUGUUAAGGGGAAGUGAUAAUGUCAUUUAUCACAAUGGUUCUUGUGUGACCCUUACCAAGAUUGUUUAAAUUAUUUUGAUUUGUCAGUUAAAAACUAUGUAGUAUUAUUUUUUAAAUAAAAUAUUUCUCAGUA